Messenger RNA from Pteropus alecto (black flying fox), 3170 nucleotides. RefSeq names its product RAB36, member RAS oncogene family (gene RAB36). The transcript has 11 exons. Gene Ontology annotation, molecular function: GTPase activity; GTP binding. The coding region runs from base 267 to 1070 and encodes 267 amino acids. Lineage: Eukaryota; Metazoa; Chordata; Mammalia; Chiroptera; Pteropodidae. The record is from RefSeq and is a predicted model, not a curated record.
CGCUCUGGCCGGGUCCAGGCAGCAGCCUCAUCAGGCUCUCGCGGCUCCCUCGGGCUCUUGUUGCUAUGGUGACCGCUCCUGCAGGCCGCCGUGGGACUCUUUCCGCAGCGCACACCAUCUAGACCCCGCCCCCGACGUCCUGGAUUCGUCAGACGCCAGCCGGUCCCGCGUGGCGCUCGUUGCCAUGGUGAUCGCUGCCGCCCGCUUAGGCAGACGAGGCCGUGCGGAACCUGGAGCUACUCCAGUCGCUGCGGGACUCUGGAAAGAUGAGGUCCUCCCUGACACCUUUGGGGCCCACUGUGAGCCGGGACCGCAUCAUCACCUGCUUCCCUAAGUGGUACACGCCCAACGCCUGCCUGCAGCUCAAGGAGCACUUCCACGGGCAAGUCAAUGCCGCCUGCCAGCGUAGAAACACGGGGACUGUCGGGCUCAGCCUCUCCAAGGUGGUUGUCGUCGGCGACCUCUACGUGGGCAAGACCAGCCUCAUCCACAGGUUUUGCAAGAAUGUUUUUGACCAUGACUACAAGGCCACCAUCGGGGUGGACUUUGAAAUCGAGCGCUUUGAAAUCGUUGGGAUUCCCUACAGCCUCCAGAUCUGGGACACAGCAGGGCAGGAGAAGUUCAAGUGCAUCGCAUCUGCCUACUACCGGGGUGCCCAGGUGAUCAUCACGGCCUUUGACCUUACUGACAUGCAGACUCUGGAGCAUACCAGGCAGUGGCUGGAGGAUGCACUGAGGGAGAACGAGCCAGGCUCCUGCUUUGUGUUCCUCGUGGGAACAAAGAAGGACCUUCUGUCAGGGGCAGCAUGCGAGCAGGCGGAAGUGGAGGCCAUGCACUUGGCCAAUGAGAUGCAGGCCGAGUACUGGUCGGUGUCAGCCAAGACGGGGGAGAACGUGAAGCCCUUCUUCAGCCGCGUGGCGGCCCUGGCGUUCGAGCAGUCGGUGCUGCGGGACCUGGAGAGGAGGAGCAGCGCCCGGCUCCAAGUUGGCAACGGGGACCUCAUCCGAAUGGAAGGAGGUCCACCCGAGACGCAGGAGAGCAAGAGGCUCUCCAGCCUGGGUUGCUGUUAGCUGAGGACUGUGUCAGAGGCCUCCACUCCCAACACGCGUGAGCAGUGCCUUCUGCGACUGUGGAGGGGUGACAUGGAGCCCGGGCCCUGCAACAUAUCUGUCUGCCCACCAUGCGGAGCCCCAGCACUCAGCGACUUCUCUUUAGUGGAUCAGGAGCCAGGAAAGGCCCUCACUGGCUGCCUGGGGGCCCCACACUGCCCAGCUGGUGGGGGCACUGUGGUGAUCAUCUGGAAGGCCAGUCUCACCUACAGAGUCACCAGACAGUCCUCCCGGCCUUGAAAGGCCUCAGGGCUGCAGACACAGGACACUCGUGCCCACGGUCCGUAUCCCUCGCCCUCAGUACACGUCAGCAGUCCGCCCAGGCACUCUCCCAAGCUUUCCUGGGUUGGCCUCCGGAUCCUCAUCUCAGCGGUCCAGGCAAGCAGGAUCUGUCAGAGUCAGCACGUGAGGGGGCACAUCCCUGCCUGGGACUUUUAUGUUUGCGGUAGGACUUGUAGUUCUGGGCUUCCCUGUCUGCUGUCCCUCUGCCACAGUCUCGUGGGGUCCCCGGGUGGCCCUGCCUCUCUGGAGGAGGAAGCAUGAGGAGGUCUCUCCAAGGGGCCGUCUCUGGCUCCUCCCCAACCCCCGGGUCCUGCCCUGCGGUCAGUGAGCAAGAACCAGCAGAACAGGCCACUCGCGCCCCUCUGGCCCACCUGGACAAUGAGUUCCUCCAGCUAGGCCGAGGGAAUAAGACUGCCCGCUGCCCCUGGGGUAACUCGCAGCUACAUCCUGUGCGCGUGGCACUGCUGUGCUCCACCACCGGCAGCCGUCCCCUAGAAUCUGCCGGACUACUGCCCACCGUUGCCCCCGCCCCCUCUCCCAUCACCUGCACAGGAAGGGCCCUGGAAUGAGGAAGCGCUGAGCCCAUGCCUCUCAGGGCUUUUGUGAUAGUGUCCCCAUGUCUCUGGAGGACCUCGGAGGGCCUCCAGUCCAGCGUGCUCCUGUGCCCACCACCCAUCCCACACACCCAGACAGGCAGACGCAGCUCAGGCCCCCUUCCCAGCUUCCCCCAGAGUGUCCCUCGCCCUCCAUGCCCUCGUGUGGCUCCUCCAUGGGAGCUAUUCGCUGCCCCCCCUACCCACCCCACACUCCCGCAGCCCCGGCUGUGUGCCCUCUCAUCCCUGCCCACCUCAUGCCAUAGGCAGGCAGGCACAUCUGGACACCUCCCACCUGCUUCUCGCAGGUGGUAAGCAUUUUGCAGGCAGCCAUUCUGGUCGGUGCCAUCACCACGCGCCCUGGACGGCGCCCGGCACGCUGCAGUUCACAGUGACGGCCAGACCUCAGCGGGGAAGAACCCUGGCACCCUUUUCUGUUCACUCCCCCUUCAUAUCUUUAGCUCUCUUUUUAUAUAGAUAUAAAAUACUUCUUUGUAUAAGUCACUCUGAAAGGAAUUGUAUGCUUAUCGUAAAACAAAAAGACAGCGUAACGUUUGGCACACAGCGUCAGGGUCCUCCUCCAGCAGGUGGCACUCCUGGAGUUAAGCGUUGUUCACAGCUGGUAGGAUUCCUUCCGGACUGUUCCUGUGUGUCCGCUCGUUUGUUGUUUAACCAGAAUGACCUCUCCACACGCUAUUGCCCGGUGGCCCACGUCCUUGAUCCCCCACUGCAGCCCUCCCCACACACCACACCGAGCUCGUGCGCUCCCGGAGCAGCUGCCAGUUUUCCUCCCGUGUGAAUGGACCAGAGUCCAUUGGGACAUGUAAUUUGCGUCAGCUCUUAGCUUUUACUGUAGGUGCUCGGUGACCCUCCUUGUAGUUACAGCUUGGUGCCCUCCGGAUUCCCCGAAAAGGCCUCGCCGUCCUUCUGUGGACUGUGGCUGCAGUUUGAGCCACUACAUUCAGUCUCGGUGGGCAGGCCUCAUCGGGGGUGCACGAGGACAGGGUUAGCAGCACAUAAAAGUGUCACAGGACGGGAGAGCCUGGCGAUCUCCACAGCUCCCUGCCCUCACCUCUUCAGGCCCCAGAAUUGAGGGCAAUCGUUACAAGCUCCUGAGCUAGGACCACACUGUUUCACGUGCGCCCACCCUCUCAACGGCCUUUUAUUAAACUGUCCUCAUGUUGCA